CUUCUGUAAUCUGUGUACAAUAGUAAAGGAAGGAUGUAUGCACUGUGCAAUAAUCAAUAAAAUACAAAUUACAAUUUUAUUUUGCAGCUUUCCCGCGUUGUUAUAAACAUGGAUAACUUAUAUGGUCGUGUGAUAAAUCAAUCCCCCGACGAUAUUUACUUGGUUUAUUACUAAAUCAUCCAGCGACGUAGAGUAGAUUCUACAUUUGUUUAUUUAUAGAAAUGAAAUAAUUAUAAAAUAUAAUAAAUUGGUAAUUCAUAUUGUAGAGUAGUUACUGCAGCAACAUAAUGAAAAAUCUGAUCUGUUCGCAAUAUAUGAUUCCUAUUUUUAAACCAAGUUCUAUUAGCAAGAAUGUUUUUGUUACUAUGUUCCAAACAAACUUACUUCAUUACAAAAAUUAUUUGAUGAGACCGAUUAAAUUUUCCUUUGCCAAGUCUGUCAUAAAGAUUAAACUUCCUAUAACAUUAACAAUAGCAUGGCCUGCAAAACUAAAAUUUACAUCUUUAGAACAGAAAGAAAUCUUUAAACCUUCUGUGGAAGUAACCAAUGUUGCUGAUUCAUUGUUUGAAAAUGGAAAAUAUGAGGAAUGCUUCAAACUUUUAUCAAGCACAGAGGAUCAAAAUAACAUAGAAAUUAAAUGGCGUGUAUGUCGCGUUUUGUACAAUAUAGCAAAACAGCCUAAACAUGACCAAGCACAUAGAGAUGAGCUGAUUUCAAAAGCCUACAGCAUUAUUGCUGAAGAAUUAGAAAACCAUUGGGAUCAUUUUGCUGUCCAAAAAUGGUAUGCCUUAAUAUUGGACUUAAAGAGCACUAAUGAUGGUGUAAGAAAAAAGAUACAAGAACUGCCGAAUAUUAAAAAACAUAUGGAAUUGGCGGUUAACUUGAACCCAAACGAUGCUGCACUACUCCACAUGCUUGGCGAAUGGUGUUAUCAAGUCACUGAGUUUCCAUGGCACCAACGGAAAACAGCCGAAGCCCUAUAUAUGCCUUUACCUUACUCCACGUAUGAAGAUGCCCUAGACUAUUUUUUAAAAGCAGAAGCAGCUCAGCCAAGAUUUUAUAGUGUCAACUUAUUGAGACUUGGUUGUUGCUAUCUCAAAUUGAAUAAGGAGGACCAAGCAAAGUAUUACCUAAAAUUGGCUGCCAGUUAUCCUGCUAAGUCGAAUGACGAUCAUCUUGCUAAAAAAGAGGCAGCCAAGAUCUUAAGGAAAUUGAAAGUUAAGUGCGAUUUUACUAUAUCGCCAUAACUUUGGUAUCUCCAUUAUUAUUUGUAGUAGGUAAACUUGUAUUAAAUUCAUAAAAUAAAUGAUGAAUUAUGUGGAACAAAAUAAAUACACAUAAAUGGAUAAAUUGUUUUAUUCAAGUUUUACAACGCGUACAAUAUGGGCGUCUUAUAGCUAUUAAAAGUAUAUUUAAGAUUGACAAUAAUUCACUUAGUUGUUAACUAGCACAACACCCAUACACAUAUAAAAAAAAUGCAUUUUGACAACAAAUAACACUUCAAUAGGAAAUUAUUAGCAACAAUACAAGUUAAAUAUUAUUAAUACAUAUAAGGAUAAAAAAGGUCAAAAUAUUCAAGAGUGGACAGAUUACGAUGGACCAUAUGUGUAAGAAUCCAAUCCAAAAGUAGAUUUGAGUUAAAUAAUGUUCCAAUAAUAUGAAAAUUUUACAAAAUUAUAAAUAAUAAUUAUUUAUAUUCAAUAAUAUACACUAACCAUAAUUCGUCGCAACGGUUUUAGAUUCAAAGCGAUACACAUAUUUUAGACUAUGUUUAUAUGUGUGUAUAUAAUUAAGACAAAAAAUAUUUUUUGGCACUCAUAAUAAACUUAUACGCUUCUUAUAAAUCCGAAUAGCGGAGGCUUAAAGAAUUCUUGACUGAGCUAUCAAGACGAAUUAAAUACUGAAAGUAUUUGUGCAUAUAUAGGAUAAUAUUGACUUGGCUACAACAAUAUUUAUACAAUAUUUUUAUAUUGUGCCGUUUUCCUGUAUAUUGAUUAUAUCUAGGUUUAAUAUUAAGCUCAGCGAUACAUUAAAAUAAGCGUUCAAAUGUUACAUUAAAAGCGUAACAUUAAAACAACCAUUGCUAUAAAUCA
Molecule: messenger RNA, 2093 nt
Organism: Pieris napi
Lineage: Eukaryota; Metazoa; Arthropoda; Insecta; Lepidoptera; Pieridae
Product: regulator of microtubule dynamics protein 1-like
Exons: 5
Coding region: 288-1247 (319 amino acids)
Cellular component (GO): spindle microtubule; mitotic spindle pole; cytoplasm
Molecular function (GO): microtubule binding
Source: RefSeq, a predicted model, not a curated record